AUGGACAAAGCAAGGUCACGUGUGGCUAAUAAGGUUGGCGCGGAGUUUGAAGUGCGACCAAGCACGGUCGCCAAACAAAGCGUCGUUUUCCAUAAAGUCUUCGACCUCAACAGACCAGCCGCCAACCACCCACUUCGUCACCACACUUGCUCAACUAGCUCCCCAAAAACUUUUAUCGAAUCAAUCAUGCCUCCAAAGCCCGCUUCCAGUGUUGCCUCCAAGGCUCCCGCCUCCGCCGUCGGUGGAAAGGCCCCCGCUAAAUCGACUGAGGGUGCUAAGGCUGCCAAAAAGACCGCCAAGAAGGCAGCCCCCGCUGGUGACAGCGACAAGAAGAAGCGCAAGCGCUCUCGUAAGGAGACCUACUCCUCCUACAUCUACAAGGUCUUGAAGCAAGUCCACCCCGACACUGGUAUCUCCAACAAGGCCAUGGCCAUCCUUAACUCGUUCGUCAACGACAUCUUCGAGCGCAUUGCCAGCGAGGCCUCGCGACUUGCUUCCUACUCCAAGAAGUCUACCAUCUCUUCCCGUGAGAUCCAAACUUCCGUCCGACUCAUCCUCCCCGGUGAACUUUCCAAGCACGCCAUCUCGGAGGGAACCAAGUCGGUCACCAAGUUCUCGUCGGCAGCCAAGUAA
Messenger RNA from Acaulospora colombiana, 633 nucleotides. The record is from the annotation of a GenBank genome assembly. Lineage: Eukaryota; Fungi; Glomeromycota; Glomeromycetes; Diversisporales; Acaulosporaceae.